ACUCUGCUGCAGCAGCCAAGAAGAAAUUUCUAGUCAGCAGCAAAGCUCUCACCUUUCCCCUCCUCCCAAACACAACAACCACAACAACAACAAAAAGCUCUCACCUUUCACACUCGCAUCACACACGCUCUCUCACUCUCACUCUCACUCUCACUCAGCUCGAGCCACAGCCGAGAGAGAGCCAUCCAUGGCGGUGAGCAACAACAUCACGGCGUGCGUCAACUUCCUGGCGCUGGUGUGCGCCGUCCCGGUGGUGGCCACGGGCGUCUGGUUCGCCUCCAAGCAGGGCGACGACUGCGCCCGCGUCGCGCGCUGGCCGCUCGCUAUCCUCGGCGCCGCCCUCCUCCUCGUCGCCCUCGCCGGCUUCGCCGGCGCCUACUGGAACCGCCGGGGCCUCCUCGCCGCCUACCUCUUCGCCAUGGCCGCGCUCAUCACCCUCCUCCUCGCCCUCCUCGUCUUCGCCUUCGCCGUCACCCGCCCCUCCGGCGCCUACCCCGCCUUCGCCCGCGCCUACGACGACUACCGCCUCGACGGCUACUCCACCUGGCUGCGGGACCGCGUCGCCGGCGACCCUCGCCGGUGGGAGGGGAUCAGGGCUUGCCUCGCCGCCUCCGACACCUGCAGGAAGCUGGCGCAGGAGAGCGUCUUCUUCAUCACCCCCGAGCAGUUCUACCAAUCACACCUCACCCCGCUCCAGUCGGGCUGCUGCAAGCCGCCGACGGUGUGCGGGUACGCGUACGUGAGCCCGACGGUGUGGGUGAACCCGGCGAACCCGGCUGCGGACGCGGACUGCGCCGCGUGGGGGAACGACCCGUCGCAGCUCUGCUACGAGUGCAGCUCCUGCAAGGCCGGGAUGCUGGGCACCCUGCGGGAGCAGUGGCGCAGGGCCAACGUCGCCCUCGUCAUCGCCACCGUCGCGCUCAUCUUCUUCUACGUCAUCGGCUGCAGCGCCUUCAAGAACGCGCAGACCGAGGACCUCUUCCGCCGCUACAAGUGGCGCAACUGAUCGGCGCUGCUGUCUGAUGAUCAAUCAGCUCCUCGCCGGUGCCGGUUUGCUUAACUUCUUGCUCUUGGCUCUUGCUACAUAGUAUCAGUAUUAUAUCUGCUGAUUAAUUUUACAGUGCAUUGUUCUGUUCUGAAGAUUACUGGAUGCUGCUAGUUUGUUUUGUUGAUCUAGUGAGUACAAUCUACGGGCUGGUUUCAAAGCUUAGCCAAAUGUAUAUAUGUUGCCGGCUUGUGUUGUUGGCACGGGUUGUCAAAUUUGUCAUGGUCGUACCUACCGUCAGACUGAGUACUCUUUUGCUGUAUUAUUGAUAUAAUCCGUGUUUAGUUCUUUGGCCAAUUUUUUUUUAA
Molecule: messenger RNA, 1353 nt
Organism: Oryza sativa Japonica Group (Japanese rice)
Lineage: Eukaryota; Viridiplantae; Streptophyta; Magnoliopsida; Poales; Poaceae
Source: RefSeq, a predicted model, not a curated record